Molecule: messenger RNA, 1220 nt
Organism: Dacryopinax primogenitus
Lineage: Eukaryota; Fungi; Basidiomycota; Dacrymycetes; Dacrymycetales; Dacrymycetaceae
Product: PLC-like phosphodiesterase
Exons: 4
Coding region: 192-1136 (314 amino acids)
Biological process (GO): lipid metabolic process
Molecular function (GO): phosphoric diester hydrolase activity
Source: RefSeq, a predicted model, not a curated record
CAAAUCUGUCCUUGAACAGCCCCCUACUAACUCGGCUGCUGGCAUCAGCCCUUAGACCGGCCUGACCUUCUGGCGACAGCCUAUAGACCCGCCACGACCUGUGUCGUUGCGUUCAACCGACAACACUGCGGUUCAUCAUCAGACUACCCACCUUUAGAGGGCUCCUCUUUGGCUUGUCGACGAAACAGAUAAUGGCAAGGAAGCUUCCAGAGUGCUGGGGUCAUCGUGGGGCAUCUGCUGCGUUCCCCGAGAACACACUUGCGAGCUUCGAAGGUGCAGCUAGGGAUGGUGCAGAGGGUAUCGAAAGUGACGUGCAUGUCUCACUGGACGGCGUUAUCAUGAUGUUCCAUGAUCCAGCGCUGGGGCGUACCACCGACGGUCAUGGUCUCAUCCGUGAGCAGAACUACCACGGCGAACAGGGGAUGGAGCAUGUACGGACGAAGAAGGAGCCCAAGCAGCCCAUUCCGACGUUCAAUCAGACGGUCGGGCUGCUCAUGAAGCCAGAUAACAAGCACCUCAAGUUCAACCUCGACGUGAAGGUGUACAACGAUCCCGUCCGGCUCUUCACCAUCAUGCAUGAGGUAAUUGCGUCCCAGCCCAACUGGGAAACAGACCUCGCACCGCGCAUAUUGCUUGGUCUGUGGCACCCGAAGUUCCUCAAUCCUGCCAAGGACCUCCUUCCCUACUGCCGGCGCGCGCAUAUUGGCAUGUCGCCAGACAUUGCGCGCAAAUACUUCUGGGAUCAAUGCGAUGGCUUCUCGAUGAACUUCGGUGCUCUGGUAACAGUGGAGGGGAAACAGUUCAUCAAGGACUGCAAAGCAGGAAACAAGGAAGUCAUGGUUUGGACGGUGAAUAAGAAGGAGGAGAUGAUGGAGUGUGUACGGUGGGAAGUGAACGCCAUCCUAACUGAUGUGACGAAGACAUGGCUCGAUCUGAGGAAAGAAUUGGCCGCUGACUACGACGGCACCUUGCAGAAAGAGUCAGGAUGGCUUUAUGCAUGGCUCAGUCCGCGCUACUACUCGCCGUUUCAAUGGUACCUGUGGCGCUUGGAGCAGCAGAUGCUGGAACGACAUGGCGGCCCGUUCGACAAGCCCGAGGUAACCACCGAGACUACACCUGCUGUCGCUGAGGCGUAGCCUGGCUUCCUUUCAUGCCCGACGUUGCACACUACUUUAUCAUCUUUCAUGUAUCCUAAGAUUUUGGAAUGUUAUUUGAUCAUA